UAGAAGCUGUGAGUUAAAAUUUGUUUGUCUACUAAGACAGAGUAAAAUAAAGGUGUUUUUUUUUUUAUUAUUUAAAAGUUGAAGAAUAACUUGAAACAGCGAUGAAAGGCGGCCCAUGUGACAACUCAAAUUAACGUCAUGGUUCGUAAAAGUCCCAAUCAAACAUCCCACAUUCUCUCUCCCCACCCUACAAUUCUGCUUCUCACUACCCCUAUAUAUAUCAACUAACGCAUGUAAACCAAUUUAAUAAACAGCUCCUUUUUAUCUAUUUAUUCUUUUAUUUUUUUUCUAAUUUAUUUUAAAUAAAAAGAUAAAAAUGGCUAAGAAGAGAAAAUCCGACGCCACCCGCCUAGACGAGGUUGACCGGAGCAUCUGCACGAGUUUUUGCAGCGCCGCAAACUCCCUCUCCCAGCUUUACACGCAGGCCAUGAACCACCUACGCCUUUCCUUUCAGGCCAGUGAAGUCACGCGCUGGUCUGCUCCCUAUUCUCAUCAGCAAAUGGCUCAAGGAGUUCGAUCUGGUGAUAACCUAGUUAAGAACUCUGUUUUGUCAAAUGCCCUCUCGAGCCCUGUUUGUCGGAGCCUUCAGCACUACCCCUUGGUGCAGGGUGGUUACAAUUCAAACAAUGUUGUAUCUUCCAUAAACGGACAACACAAUAUCGAAAGCAACUAUUCUCACCAACAAAAUAGGGAUGUCAAUUUCCCCAGCUCUAAUAACUCCAUGGACAUGCAUGCCGAUUGUCCUGGCCAUUAUUUUCCUUGUUAAACCUUUAUGGUCUUUUA
This is a messenger RNA of Durio zibethinus, 783 nucleotides long. The record is from RefSeq and is a predicted model, not a curated record. NCBI's taxonomy places the organism in Eukaryota, Viridiplantae, Streptophyta, Magnoliopsida, Malvales, Malvaceae.